Molecule: messenger RNA, 2656 nt
Organism: Nematostella vectensis (starlet sea anemone)
Lineage: Eukaryota; Metazoa; Cnidaria; Anthozoa; Actiniaria; Edwardsiidae
Exons: 2
Coding region: 109-2595 (828 amino acids)
Source: RefSeq, a predicted model, not a curated record
UUUUCAUCACUGGAAAAUACAGCAAAAGAAAUCAGCCCCAGAGGCAUUGUUGGUAAGUUGCUUCGAGUUAAGAAAAUCUACCAAAAAGACGAGCAUCUCAAACUGAAAAUGGAAGAUGAUUCUGAUAAUAACGAGGUGAAGCAAUUAGGGAAUGGAAACAAUAUGGAGAAAAUCCUAAGAGAAUUUAUAAAGAAGAAAAAUAUGCCUAAAAGGGAGGAUGAAAAGUUGCAGGGAAAUGUUAGUGGAAGGGACUAUAAAAAUAAGAAAGUUGGUCAGAAAUCCGAAGAGCAAAGAGAAGGAGAUGACAAAGACAAUGAAGAUGAGGAUCGAUUACGUGAUGUUUACGAGAAACUGAUUAAUGUUCCUAUGCACUGCCCUAAUAACAGUCUAUCUCAGGAAAGCUUGCCACCGUAUGGCAAGUGUACACCACACAGGCCAACCCUUGAGGCCUGUGAGACGGCCUAUCAAUUCUACAACCUGGAAAUACCUUCACUUACAUGUAAUGAUCCUCACAAAGCCGAUAUUUGUAGCGUGACUGUAACACGGGAAAAGAAGCAGAUUGAAGCGCGCUGCAAUGAUCACCUUUGUGAUCAAGACACUAUCAGGACUCGAAGUAUGAAUCCGAUGAAUGGUGAACACGAUGCCAUCGAAACCUUUUCGACGAUUAAAACACUGGCGGCUGCACUCCCACGAAUCCUGAAACAAAACGCUCUUAACAAGUUUCACUAUGUGUUUAUCGAAUGCAACAGAACUAGCGAGGUGAUUCGUCAACUAUUACCAGUCAGCCCUGUUUUGACGAUACAGAAACAUGAGAAUGCUCGACCCAAGAACACUUUAAAUGUGAAUGUUAUUUUAAUCGAUUCAGUGGCCAGAGCGCACUUUUACAGAUCUCUCCCCGAGACAAUUAACCUCUUUAAGAAUUGGUCCCGAAGUGCGGACGCACCCGCUCAGGUGUUUGACUUCGAGUUAUUCCAAGCCGUUGAAGGCCACACCGCGGAAAACACGCAUGCGCUAUUCACAGGAAAACUUUUCCCAAUAACCGAAGACCGUGAUGCAGUGCGCUCAGUCAAAAUGGGAAAGCUGUUUCGUCAUUUCCGGCGCGCUGGCUACCAGACGAUGUGGCAAGAAGACCUGUGCUGGAAGGGUUACUGGGGGCUGCUGGUGGACAUGGCGAAGGGCUAUGAUUGGAACGUACUGGCGGAUGCACUGGAGAAGGAGGGCAUUGAUCACACAGGUAUAACUCACUCUGCCUGCGAGGUGUUGAGGAUGUACAACACUAACACGCCCUUCAACGGCCCCCAAGAGGGACAAAUCUGCUACAAUGGCCGGUUCCAGCACUCGUAUUACCUGGACUACAAUUUACACUCCUUCCGUGCAAUAAGACAGUCGCGCUCAGCUAAACCUCUGUUAUCUUACAACAUCAUUAAUGUCGGACACGACAACAUUGGGACCCGUAUAAAGACGUUUGACCGUGACCUGAGGGAGUACGUUGAUCUGAUUGGCCGAGAGAAGGACACCAUCACGAUUCUAUUGGCUGACCACGGUAACACGUACACGCGUUAUACUUCAGCGAUAGCGGAGGGGAGGUUCGAGAUGUUUCAUCCGAGCUUGUUCGUGAUUGUACCGAGCAACGUGGCGACUAUAUUAGGCAAGGAGGCGGUAGCCGCGUUACGGACCAAUCAGAGGAGACUUACCACCAUGAUUGACAUACAUCAUGCGCUAAGGGCACUUGCAGGGCCCAUAACUAACGGUGUCCGGCCAGACGGAAUAUUUGGACAGAUUCCGGACAGGACGUGUAACGAUGUUGAAUUAAGGACUCCUAAUCUAUGUGUCUGUGAGGGAUGGGAUAGUCCUACAACAAAUGACACCUUGAAACUUGCCCUGGUCGAGUUUGCAAUUGGGCAGCUAAACAAUAAGAUACAACAACAGUUUUUGGACGCGAAAGGCACAUCAGCAGUAGCAGUGACGCGCGCAUGCGCAAAGUUAAAGGCUUUGAGUUUCUACAACGUACGGGAGCGUAAUUCGAACGGAUACAUGUUGACUACCAUGGAAAUCGCAGUGCCUUCUGGAGAUUUCGUUUCUCAGAAACAAGACGUUUUUCAAGUGGAAGUCAAGUCUAGACUGAGUCUGGAGACGGAUUCCCUCGAUGUGGAGCUCGUUCACUACGAGAGGGUGUCAAUGUUCGGGAAAUACAAAUCAUGCGCUGAUAAAGGCGUCAACCCAAAACUGUGUGUGUGCUCCAAACACAAGAAGGCGUUAACUUCUAAAAAGUACCUCAGAGCAGAAGUGCUAAACGUCUGGUGGCCUUUAGGGGAAGUCUACUAUAAACAAAUAAAAAGCAAUGGUUGCUUAUUUCUUGCAAAAAGAGUACACGGCGAGAGUGACGCUAUAGGGUAUGAGAUAGCAAACGUAUGCAAACGAAGGACAUACACGGUACGGGUGGUGUAUAGUGAGGCCUAUAACAUAAAGAUGUCACACAAGUCACCUGUCACGGUAGUAGUGCCCGCCGGUGGCGUGACAUUCGUUUUUUCCGCUAGAAAACACUAUUAUUAUAUGGAGGGAAGGGUGAGGUUGAAGGCUAGCGUCAUCUAUUAAAUAUUAUUUAUUCAGAUAUUCAUUGCCCAAUUCGAAAUAAAAAGACAAAUGGUUACCUACA